UUAUCUGCCUGUCUUUCUUUCUGCCUGUCCUGCGUUCUUCCUGUAUUGUCCUCUGUGUCUGUCUGUUACUCCAUCUGUCUUUCUGUUUCUAUUUGUCUGCAUCUGUAUCUCUGUUUAUCUGUCUGUCUGUCUCGACCGUCCGAGGCAGGCUUCCCUUGAAAGUGAGAAAGUUCUUCUGUUUCAUCUGUUGGCUGUGUAACUGAAGGGGUUUCCCUGCUAGCGUCAGGUGAAGGAAAGACCUAUAGUUCGCCAACUUGCUUAGAUCGUGAUCUUUAAUUUACGCUCAUCUCUUAUUUAUAUACUCAAGUCAUGUGAUGUGGUGGCAUGUGAUAGUGAUAGGCUAGUUUAGUGUUGGGUUUGUCCUUGUUUAUCUGAAACCUUAUUUUAUUGACGAGGCACGCAACUCAGCAAAACCGUUAGAUAUCCAUUCAGAUGAGGCCCUCCAAGAAGAUAGACGGAUGAGUCAAGCUUAUACUAAAACAAAUACAAGACGUCCUGUCUGCUAGGUUGGCUAAUGCUACUGCGUAACAUAGCAUGAGUGAUUGGUGUUAUAAGCAGCAGAAGGGAAGUGCUGCUGGGUGGCGUCAUGUCUGUGUUGAGCAAGGGGGGAGCUGGUCCCAGGAACCCUUUAGCAACACACCCACUGGAUUCUAAAUAAACUGGCCUGAUAGACCUUAUUCACCUAGAGGCCUGCCCGGCUCCAUCUUGGCUAUAAACGCUAGCUGGGUUGGCGGAACUGAAUGCGGAACUCCACAUUUGCUACCCCAACCCGGAUAGCGUUGAGAACCAAGAUGGCCUCCUUGUCAAUAUGGCCUAAUUCAACCAAACAUUCAAGGCACUUUCUUGAUGACCUCGAUGACUUGCAGGCAUUCAUUUAAACUAAACACUGCUACCAGAGGCAGUGUGUGGCUGCUUGUGGUCACACAAGGACCUGUCUAGGGGUGAUGUCAUUUUGGAAAAGACAUCUGCUCCAUGUUCUUUGGAUGGAUAAUUACUCAAUUAUGCAUUGUGAUGAAGACCGUUUAGGAAAGUGUAAAACAAAAUAAGUGAUAGAUGGGAAAGAUAGAAGAGAAACAUCCUUCCACAGAUAGGAAUGAUGUUUGAAUGGGAUAUUCGUGAUAAUCUUUCAAUCGUAAAUAAUGGGUUCCUGUCUCCUAUCUUUUCAUUGGAGUGAAUGGUAUUAUAGUAAUAUAUUUGGACCCCAACCCUAACUGGAAGUAUAAGGGGCUUACCAAAUGUUAUCAAUCUAGCACUUACAUGUAGCUACUCCAGUAAAGCAGGUGUCACUUUCCUUCCCUGUAAUAUGUCCGUAUCAGGACAUAUUAUGUUCAGGACCCUACUUUUUUUUUUUAACAGACUAUUUUUGAAAUAGCAUGCUGCAGCAUUAGCUGAUGUCACACCCAAAUGGCUCUAAUUAUUUUUGCUUUGCGGCAGAAGGGCAGUAUAUUUGUCAUUCGGCGUUUGGACAAACCAGUUAGUAAUGACUAACUGAAGCCAGAGUUAAUUAGUUCAUAUCAUUAGGUAAUAACAACAACUCUAAUUACCUUAUAAUAAUUUAGAUCAUUUAACACACCCAAUACUUUUCCGUCACUCAGACUGAAAACUUAAACCAGAACACAUUUAUUUUCAAAAUAAUUUAUCAGGACAAAUGAAGUCUGCUUUUAACCUGAGUUUAACAUGAUUGUGACCUUGGACUUGACACGUAUCCUCACUUUCUAUUUUAUCUAGUUCCUGAUUCUUAGUAGAGAAACACGUUAAUUGUGGAAAAAUAACAUUAAGCUCUUGCUUUACAAGUUGCCCUUGAAUUGUUCUUUGCAUUAGUGCGAUAGCAUGAGGUUAGAUAAUUUAUAAGCAUUCAAUGAGUUACAAGAAUUGGAGUGGUUCAUCAGGCUGAAUAAGUUAGCGCUACAUGGGUCUUGAGCAUAAGAGUGAUUGUAUAAAGCUAGAUCGGUUAGCGUUCUGGGUCACGAGCAGUAGCCUCAUUGGUCAGUGGAGGUGGUAUGAGAGCUGUGGGUCGAUAUGCCCUCUAUGGGUGGCUGAUGAGAGGGUCCAUAGUGAAGGUGUCUGGCUCCGAGCCCAGACAUGCCAUGUGGGCUUCAGAUGGUCGGGAAGAAUGAGAGGAGAAGGGAGCAGACUUACUCUUCCCUGCUGUGAAUGGUAGCUGGAACAGCAUUCUUGCUCAGUUACUCUUUCUCCAGAUCCUCCUCUAUUUGCCCCUAUUUAUUUUCACACUUUCUGCAUUUCUUGUAUUUAUCUUUUCCCUCCGUCUUUUCUUUCUUUUCUUUAUUCAGCGAUAAGAUUCUUUACUUUACAAAACAUGCAAACAAAAAAAAAAUCUGUUUUUCCCAACCUAACCAAGAUCUGCUGAGGCUUCUUUUUUCUCUCCUCUUUCUGUUUUCUCAGGAUGUGAAAUGAGACAAGCGUUAGCGUCAGAGUGACUGAUCUAGGCUAAUAAAAUCUCCAGAUGCCAGCAGUUGUCAUCAGUCAGUCAGGCUCAGUCACUAAGUCACACUGGAUCUGGUUGGCUCCCGACCGCAGCAGCAGCGCCACUUAAUCAACGCCACUAUAUACUUUUCAGCGUUUCGCCAACUCCCGAGGACCUUGUUGCGGUCAAAGUCACCGUCGCCUCUGGGAGUGAAGAAAGUUCCCUCUUGUCUCGGCACUUAAGUUGUUGUUUUUCUCCGUGCCGCGUGUCUCUCUGCCGCCCCUGGCUCGCCUCUCCUGGCCCUCCUCUCCCCAGCGCUUGUCGUGGGAAAGACUGAAAUUACAUCGCUCUCAUGGUGGACUAUUUUCAGCUCCCAGGGAGAGUGGCAGAGGGCAAGCGACAGGUUCUCUAGUCUCGUGGUGCUCAGAAGAGCAGGAGCGUCUCUCUCUCGGUGCGCACAUCUGAAACCGUCCGCGGGAGGCUUGUUGUCGUCCUCUUUUUCUUUUUUUAAACCGCACUAGCGCUUUGGCGUUUCGACGGGCCGAGGUGUGGAAGAAUGCUGUGCGCCACAUCGCCAGAUCAGGAGCCCGAUGACAACACAUCCUUCUACAUCCACGAUGUGGGCCAGCCACAGUCCAUGGUUAGCAGCCACCAGUCUGUGGGCCUGCCCCAUUCAGCCGUCUCAAACCACCAGUCUAUGGGUCUGCCACGCCAUAGCAUGCAGGCUUACUCCCAGCUUAUCAACACGUCACCACGCCUGCAGCCACACAAACAGGCCUGCGAGUCCCACAGCUACGACGGCCUACACGAGCCCAAGUACAGCACAUCUCCCCUGCUACCCCACACCCCCACGGGCCCUCCCAAGGCCUUUGAGUGUCCCAGCAUCCAGAUCACCUCCAUCUCGCCCAGCUGUCAGCAGGGGAUGGGCGCCAGUCAGGAGGACCUCAGGGCCAACGGCCCCGAAGGGGACUACCACGGGGAGCGACCUCUCUCCAGGGACCACCUGUACCUGCCCCUGGAUCACGCGUACCGGGACUCAUCGCUCAGCCCCAGCCCUUGCAGCAGCAUCUCCUCCAGGAGCUGGUUCUCUGACGCCUCUUCCUGCGAGUCCUUCUCCCACAUCAACGACGACGUGGAACACGAGCUGAACGAGGCGGCCGCCCGCUUCACCCUGAGCUCGCCGCUCACUCCCCGGGGGCCGGGGCCAUGGCAGCAGCAGCAGCAGCAGCAACAGCACCACCACCCCGCCUUCAUCCACUCCCACUCCCUCACCCUCUCGCCACGGGGGUCCCCGUGCCACUCCCCGCGCACCAGCGUCACCGAUGAGAACUGGCUCAGCCCGCGGCCGCCCUCCCGCCCCUCCUCGCGGCCCACCUCGCCGUGCGGCAAGAGGCGCCACUCCAGCGCAGACAUCUGCUUCCAGGGCUCGCUGUCCCCGCACCACUCGCCCACCCCCACGCCGGGGCCCUCGCCCAGGGGCAGCGUGACCGAGGACACCUGGGGUGGAAGCCCCCAGGCCGGCAUGUCGCCCUUCCAGUUCUGUCCCUCCGAGGCCGACAUACCCUCCAAGACCAGGAAGACCUCCCAGGACAGGACGGUCAUGCAGGGGGACAUGGGUCUGGACGAGCAGGGGAGUAUGUCCCCACACCUGGACUCCCCGUCAGACGAGGGUCUGCACGGCAUGAAGAAGGACGCCGCCGGCGAGCAGUUCCUCUCCGUGCCCUCCCAUUUCACGUGGAACAAACCCAAACCCGGUCACACGCCUAUAUUCAGGACCUCGUCCCUGCCCCCUCUCGACUGGCCGCUCCCCAGCCAGUUUGGCCAGUAUGAGUUAAAAAUAGAGGUGCACCCCAAGGCUCAUCACCGGGCCCACUACGAAACAGAGGGCAGCCGAGGAGCCGUCAAAGCAACUUCCGGGGGCCAUCCUAUCGUCAAGUCUGGGAAUUAG
Gadus chalcogrammus (walleye pollock) is the source of this 4373-nucleotide messenger RNA. RefSeq names its product nuclear factor of activated T-cells, cytoplasmic 3-like. The record is from RefSeq and is a predicted model, not a curated record. Gene Ontology annotation, biological process: cytokine production; calcineurin-NFAT signaling cascade; regulation of transcription by RNA polymerase II. Bases 2982 to 4373 code for a protein of 463 amino acids. The transcript has 5 exons. Gene Ontology annotation, cellular component: transcription regulator complex. Gene Ontology annotation, molecular function: DNA-binding transcription factor activity, RNA polymerase II-specific; RNA polymerase II cis-regulatory region sequence-specific DNA binding; transcription factor binding. Lineage: Eukaryota; Metazoa; Chordata; Actinopteri; Gadiformes; Gadidae.